Molecule: messenger RNA, 1852 nt
Organism: Phytophthora nicotianae INRA-310
Lineage: Eukaryota; Oomycota; Peronosporomycetes; Peronosporales; Peronosporaceae
Exons: 1
Coding region: 37-1269 (410 amino acids)
Biological process (GO): DNA strand elongation involved in DNA replication; DNA synthesis involved in UV-damage excision repair; nucleotide-excision repair, DNA gap filling
Cellular component (GO): nucleus; delta DNA polymerase complex
Molecular function (GO): DNA-directed DNA polymerase activity
Source: RefSeq, a predicted model, not a curated record
CGGAAAUUGAAACGCUGUAAUUUUGGCGGGAACACCAUGGACCGCUGCCUGGAAGAGAUCUCGUCAACCGUGCUGGACGCGGGCGAGCCCAUCUCGUACCGCACGCUCAGUAUCCGAUCGCAGGUACCCACCGCCGUCAGUGCCGAGGCGCUCUCCAGCUUCUCGGCGGACAACGACAGCGUCAAGGCGCUGCAAGUGCUGAUCAAGCGUGCAACCAUCGACAAGGACAGCGACAACUCAGAAACUGCUAUCGCUAAGCGCGACCCGAGGGCUCGUGUGCUAUCACUAACUGUGAGCAGCCAGGGCAAAGCCGACGAUGUAUUUUGCCAGCAGAUCUACGCCCUCUAUGGUGAUGCAGCAAACGACACAGACCAAGCAGCCAUUGCCACCGUCUGUUGGGCGCAAGAGCGCCAGGCGCGCAACGACGUACUGCGGAGUGUAGCUAAGCACGCUCCACUAUCUGCAGCUGCCAAGGCUCUGUACGCAAGCGGCGUCAAGUGCGCGGAGGCUACAGCACGCCAAGACUUUGGUGACGACCAGGGCGAGGAGACCAUCUCGGCCUUCGACGCCAUCAACGCGUCGGCCAAGAAGAAACCGUCGUCCGGUUCAUUCUUCAAGAAUAGUGGCAAGGCCGGCUUCUCCAAGGCCAGCAACUCGAGAAAUGGAGGAGCUAAGACAACGAGUAAGCCCGAGGCCAAGAAGCUGGAUAUGAGCAACGUGCUGACAGUCGACAGUGACGACGAAGAGGACGACGAGACGGACGCUCCUGUGUUUGUCAAAAAGACCACAAGUAAUAAAAGGAUCAUCAGCGAUGACGAGGAUGAAGAGGACGAAGCUCCAGCACCAAAGAAGGCGAGUACGCCGGCAGCUAAGAGUCGUAACGUGAAGAGGAAGCUGAAUGCAUCACCUGCUAAGAGUAAGAAGACACAGCAGGCUGAGGAACCGGAGGAGACUCAUAAGAAAGAACGCGUGGAGUCGGAGGAUGAAGACGAAAUCGUGGAGGAACCCGUUAUCGCAACCAAGAGGCGAGUACUCGUUUCCAAAACUCGCAUCAACGAGCAAGGCUACAUGGUCACGGAGAAGACGUACAAGGAGGUGGAGUUGACACCGGAUGAGAUUGAAAAAGAGCAGAAGGCUGCCAAGAAGAAGCUGGAGGAGAAGAAGAAGAAAGCUGCUGCCGAAAAGGCCGCCAAGGCCAAGAAGGAGGCCAAAAAGCACAGUGGUCCGCCUAAACAGCGCGACCUGCGCUCCUUCUUCUCGGUCAAAUAAAGAGCGCAGUAAUAACGUGUAGACGCAAUGCCAAUAGCUGCAAUAGUAAGUGGGAUUUCAUUGUUAUAGGUCACACAAGGCACUGGCAGCAGGACAAGCGCUAAGACUGCCAUUCCUCAUCUACUACUCCAUAUCCUCGUCUUCCUCUUCGUCAUCCAUCUCGUGGAACAUGAACUCGCGCUGGUAUUCCAUGAGGAACUGCGUGGAGCGCUUGACGUCGGCAAACAGCGAGUAGACUCGCUUGAUAUCGGGCACAUCCACCUCUGUACCCUUGCGCUUGGAGCAUACGAGCGACGCUGUGAUGAUCAUAUGAAUGGCAUAUCGCAGCGACGUCUCCACAGCGAUACGCGUGAGCAGAUCCUUCGCUUCUUCAGUCAUCUCCACAUCUUCCUCUUCGCAGCGAAUGGUCAGAAUCUUACGCAUCUCGGACUCGCUGUAGGGCUUCGUAGGGAUGAUCAUCAGUCGGUCCAACAGGUCGAUGGGAAUACCGUGAGGACUCUUGUAGUUGGUGCCGCGAAUGCGGGUAAUGCCACGGUUCGUUGCGAUGAUAAGCACGGGAGCCAUGUCGCUCUCUAGCGCACGA